AUGGAUAUUAUUGGAAUUAUAACAAUACCAGAGGAAAACAAGCCCCACGCUGUUACAAGAAUACAAUUAAGCCCUGCCUACAAAGUAGUAGUGUCUUCUGCUAAAUCUGGAAUGAUUGAGUACUGGACUGGUACUUCUCAUGAAUAUAAAUUUCCCAAGAAUUUUGUAUCUUCUGGUUCACAUUUAGUGAAGAGUGCAGAUUCUGACAGAGAUGUAUUUAAUGAGAAACCUUCUAAAGAAGAGGUCAUGGCAGCUACUCAGGCAGAAGGGCCCAAAAGAGUUUCAGACGGUGCCAUCAUCCACAGAAGCAUGGGAGAUAUUAAUAUCAAACUUUUUCCUGUUGAGUGCCCCAAAACAGUGGAAAACUUGUGUAUGCACAGCAGAAAUUAUUAUUACAAUGGACACACAUUUCAUUAUAUCAUCAAGGGUUUCAUGAUUCAGACUGGUGAUCCAACCAGUACAGGAAUGGGAGGUGAAAGUAUUUGGGGAAGAGAAUUUGAGGAUGAGUUUCAUUCAACUUCAUUGAACAAAUGGGGGUUGCGGUCAGUUCAUCACACGUUGUCUCUGCUGCUCCUUCCUCCUCAUGCUCUUCCUGUUUCAGCAUGGAACCCCUCCCACAGGAGACAGUCCUUCACAAGCUUCACAAAUAUGGGUCCUUCCCACAGGGUGCAGUUCUUGUAACUGCUGGAGAAGUUUGCGUCCUUUCCACAUGGUGCAGUCCUUCAGGAACAGACUUCUCCAGCGUGUCCCUCCCACGGGGGUCACAGGUCCUGCCAUGAGCCUGCUCCAGCAUGGGCUCCUCUCUCCACAGGGUCACAGCCUCCUUUGGGCAUCCACCUGCUUCAGCAUGGGGUCCUCCACAGGCUGCAGGUUGAUAUCUGCUCUACCAUGGACCUCCAUGGGCUACAGGGGGACAGUCUGCCUCACUGUUGCAGAUUGUCUUAAAGUUUUACUGAAUCUUUCUAUAUUUUGUGUUUAUUUGUGAAACAGUUAACUAUAGGAACAUCUUGAUUUUAAGAAGCCAGCCUCUACAUUAGCAUUAUGUUAACACUUAUUAACUAAUGAUGUAUAGGUUGUUGUGCUACUUGUCAUUUGAGUCUGUGUUACUUGAAGUUCUUAUUCUAUAGACCAUAACCAGAGCACCUGGGUUCUGUUGUGUAUAGGAUGAGUUAUGGGACAGCUUGGCAAGGCCAAUAUCCAGCUGUCCCACUUGGCAACAAAACUUACUUUUAAGGUGUCCUGAAGUUAACUACCUUCACUAUAAUACUAAAGAACACAUCCACAGGUCAAGAAGACCCUUGCCCAGGUGAAGACCCUUCCUCUGCGCAAGCAUAGUAACAGAAGAGGAUGACACAGCAGAUAUUAUAUGUAAAUUACUAACCAAUAAUUGUAACUGGGAGUGUAUGACCUUGUAAUUUUUGUGCAUAAAUGUAACAGUGAAUUCUGCAUAGGUGCGCUUGAUUUGUGGAGAUACCACUGAGCACCCAGUGCUUCAAUAAAUGAGUACCUGCUUAUCUACUUCGUGUAGAUGGGUUUUUCCUUCCCCACCUAACAUCACCAUGUUCUUCACCACGAGCUACAGAGAAAUCUCUGCUCUGGUGUAGAGGAAUGAAGCUGGGUUAAUUAACAUUGAUAAUAUACAGCUGUGGGUUGGCUUCAGGGGCAGCAGGUUGGCCAAUGUAGAUAAGGUGCAGGUGUGGCUGGUUCUGUUAAGUGGUUGAGAGCCAAUGAAGAGAGGGCAGCUGAGAAAGAAGCAGAGAGGGAAUGUGUGCUUUAGAUGAGGCAAGAUGAGGAGAAGGCAGUAGAGGGACUGGCAUGAAGAGUAUGCUGGUAUGAGAUGGUAAAAGACUUUGUUGCAGCUUGAUAGUUUGGAGAGUGCUGCGACAUAAAACUAAUGCAUUCCACCCUUUGUCCCUAAAAAUCAUGUGUUUAAGGAUUAUAUUUAAAAUAUGCAUGUGGCCCAGUCUACAAUCUUCACAAACUUUGCUUACAUCAACAAAAAACUCCCCAUGCCAAAAUCAAAAUCUCUCUACCCCUUGUCCCUUCACAAUAAUUACAACUGAAAUUCCCCAGAAUUAUUCCUCUCACUAGCAAUGUUUGGUCCGUGUUUUGCCAGUUACCUCUCCCAAUUACUAUCCUUAUCUGAAAUUCCUCACCCUCGAAUUGGGUGACAAAAAGAACUGUGCUGGGUUGACCUUGGCUGCCCACCAAGCUGCUCUAUCACUCUCCCUCCUUAGCAAGACAGGGCAGAGGGGGAGAAAAUAAGAUGAAAAAAAGCCUCAGGGGUCAAGAUAAAGACAUUUCAAUAAAGAAAAGCAAAGAAAAACAAAAAAAAAAUUAUUCUGUACUUCUCAUCAGCAGGCAAUGUCCAGCCAUUUCCUGGCAAGUAAGGCCUCAGCACAAGUAGCAGUUGCUUCAGAAGACAAAUAUUCUAAAAAAGACUGCCCCCCCCCCUUACAUUUUAUUGCAAAACAGACAUCGUGUUGUAUUGUUUUCCCGUAAGAGGGUUCAUUACCUGGUGUGCAGCACCAAUUCACACACAAAGUCGAGGUAUUCCUUAUUUCCUAAUUCUAGUUUGUGCAAAGUAGGGAGCUAAGUGGUGACCCACAAAUGCCUAGCUCCCCAAUUGUCUAAACUUUGCACUAUUUAUACAGUUUAGCAUACAAAGACAUCAGUCUUCACUGGUUACAAGUCAACCAACUACUUCAUUACUUAGUACUCAGUUUCCCAUUUGUCAAAUAAUUCUCUCACUUCUCGUUGAUUAGUCUGCAUGCUCAGUCUCAACUGCUCUUGGGUCUGGGGGAAUUUUUGAGUCGGUGGUCAAUGAGUCAGUUGACGAGAUCUCCCCCUGCCGGAAUUAGCUUUCCCCUAGUUUUGCUGAGCUCAUUGCUUGUGGUAAACUUCCUAUCAGCUCAUCUAUCUUGUGGGGGUGUUUCCUUUGUGAAGUUCCUUUCUAAACAAAAGGAUUUCUUGGUGCUUAAGGAAGCACUUAGCAGGACUUACAAAGUGCUUGUAACCUGAAUUAACCCUUAACAACACAUUCGCUCCAACUGUCUCAAAGUCAAACCACCAAUACCACAUUCAAUUCCAUCAACCACUCAAUAUCAUAUGGUAUAGAAUAUCCCUUUGGUCACUUUGGGUCAGCUGUCCUGGCUAUGUCUCCUCUCAAGAUCUUGCCCACCCCCAGCCUACUGGCCUUUGGGGGUGAGGGGGAGAAUGUUGGAGAGACAGCCUUGAUGCUGUGGGAGCACUGCUCAGCAGUAGCCAAAACAUUGGUGUGUUAUCACCACCUUUCUAGCUACCAAUACAAAGCACAGCACUAUGAGGGCUGCUAUGGGGAAAAUUAGCUCCAUCGCAGCCAGACCCAAUACAAUCAUCCAUCUACCAUAAUUUUGAAACUUAAUAAGUUAUAUUAGUGCCUACAUUAAGAUUGCUAAUUGGGCAUACUAUAUGAAUAUGACUUUGAAUUAAAUAGU
Molecule: messenger RNA, 3476 nt
Organism: Falco peregrinus (peregrine falcon)
Lineage: Eukaryota; Metazoa; Chordata; Aves; Falconiformes; Falconidae
Product: peptidylprolyl isomerase domain and WD repeat-containing protein 1-like
Exons: 5
Coding region: 1-681 (226 amino acids)
Biological process (GO): protein peptidyl-prolyl isomerization
Molecular function (GO): peptidyl-prolyl cis-trans isomerase activity
Source: RefSeq, a predicted model, not a curated record